Jaculus jaculus (lesser Egyptian jerboa) is the source of this 4371-nucleotide messenger RNA. RefSeq names its product mannosidase alpha class 1A member 1 (gene Man1a1). Gene Ontology annotation, cellular component: extracellular exosome; Golgi membrane; endoplasmic reticulum. Gene Ontology annotation, biological process: N-glycan processing; carbohydrate metabolic process. NCBI's taxonomy places the organism in Eukaryota, Metazoa, Chordata, Mammalia, Rodentia, Dipodidae. The coding region runs from base 1 to 1962 and encodes 653 amino acids. The transcript has 12 exons. The record is from RefSeq and is a predicted model, not a curated record. Gene Ontology annotation, molecular function: calcium ion binding; mannosyl-oligosaccharide 1,2-alpha-mannosidase activity.
AUGCCCGCAGGGGGCCUGCUGCCUCUCUUCGGCAGCCCGGGGGGCGGCGGCCUGGCCGGGGGGCUCGGCGGCGGCGGCGGCCGGAAGGGCUCGAGCCCCGCCGCCUUCCGCCUCACCGAGAAGUUUGUGCUGCUGCUGGUGUUCAGCGCCUUCAUCACGCUCUGCUUCGGCGCGAUCUUCUUCCUGCCAGACUCGUCCAAGCUGCUCAGUGGGGUCCUGUUCCACUCCAGCCCCGCCCUGCAGCCGCCCGCCGAGCGCAAGCCCGGGCCCGGGGCGCGCGCCCAGGACGCCGCGGGGGGCCGUUGGGGGCGCCGCGAGGAGGGCGCGCCCGGGGACCCGGCCGCCGCCCUGGAGGACAACUUGGCCCGGAUCCGCGAAAACCACGAGCGUGCCCUCAGGGAAGCCAAGGAGACCCUGCAGAAGCUGCCAGAGGAGAUCCAGAGAGACAUCCUGCUGGAGAAGGAAAAGGUGGCCCAGGACCAGCUGCGUGACAGGGCGCUGCUUGGGGGGCUGCCUGACGUGGACUUCCUGCCCCCCAUCGGGGUGGAGAACCGUGAGCCCUCCGACCCCUCCGUCCGUGAGAAGAGGGCAAAAAUCAAAGAGAUGAUGAAACAUGCUUGGAAUAAUUAUAAACGCUAUGCCUGGGGAUUAAAUGAACUGAAACCUUUAUCAAAAGAAGGACAUUCAAGCAGCUUAUUUGGUAACAUCAAAGGAGCAACUAUAGUAGAUGCCCUGGAUACGCUUUUCAUUAUGGGAAUGAAAAAUGAAUUUCAAGAAGCAAAAUCAUGGAUUGAAAAAAAUUUGGAUUUUAAUGUGAAUGCUGAGAUUUCUGUUUUUGAAGUCAAUAUACGCUUUGUUGGUGGACUGCUGUCAGCCUACUAUCUGUCUGGAGAAGAGAUAUUUCGAAAGAAAGCGGUGGAACUUGGUGUGAAAUUGCUACCUGCAUUUCAUACUCCCUCUGGAAUACCUUGGGCAUUGCUGAAUAUUAAAAGUGGUAUUGGGCGGAACUGGCCCUGGGCCUCAGGAGGCAGCAGUAUCCUGGCAGAAUUUGGAACCCUGCACUUGGAAUUUAUGCACUUGAGCCACUUAUCGGGAAACCCCAUCUUUGCUGAAAAGGUAAUGAAUAUUAGAACAGUACUGAACAAACUGGAAAAACCAGGAGGCCUUUAUCCUAACUAUCUGAACCCCAGUAGUGGACAGUGGGGUCAACAUCAUGUGUCCAUUGGAGGACUUGGAGACAGCUUUUAUGAAUAUUUGCUCAAGGCAUGGCUAAUGUCUGACAAGACAGAUGUAGAAGCUAAGAAGAUGUAUUUUGAUGCUAUUCAGGCCAUUGAGACUCACUUGGUCCGCAAAUCUAGUGGGGGACUUACAUACAUUGCGGAGUGGAAAGGGGGCCUGCUGGAACACAAGAUGGGCCACCUGACCUGCUUUGCAGGAGGCAUGUUUGCAUUAGGGGCUGAUGGAGCUCCCGAAGUCCUGGCCCAGCAUUACCUUGAACUCGGGGCAGAAAUUGCUCGCACUUGUCAUGAGUCUUACAAUCGCACCUUUGUGAAACUGGGACCAGAAGCUUUCAGAUUUGAUGGAGGUGUGGAAGCCAUUGCUACAAGACAAAAUGAAAAGUACUAUAUCUUACGGCCAGAAGUCAUCGAGACUUAUAUGUACAUGUGGCGGCUGACGCAUGACCUGAAGUAUAGGAAAUGGGCCUGGGAAGCCGUGGAGGCCCUAGAAAACCACUGCAAAGUGAAUGGAGGCUAUUCGGGCCUGCGGGAUGUGUACUUUGUGCAUGAAAGUUAUGAUGACGUCCAGCAAAGCUUCUUCCUAGCAGAGACACUCAAAUAUUUGUACUUAAUAUUUUCUGAUGAUGAUCUUAUUCCACUGGAACACUGGAUUUUCAACACUGAGGCACAUCUUCUUCCUGUACUCCAUACAGAUAAAAAGGAAGUAGAAGUCAAAGAGAAAUAAACAAUGUUUUAUAUUUUACUCUGCUUCACUCCCUUCGCUGCAUCCCUUAAUAAUUCCUUUUUUGGUAAUCAGACAUGUGAUAAACUUUUAUCGAUAAGUCUGUUCUAAGUUCUAAAACUGUUUUGCAGUCUUUUUAUGUUUAUUAUUGAUAGGCAUAAGAGGACCUAAACUACUUAUACUUUACUAUUCAGCUAACAGAGCCACAAAUUGUGUUUGUCGGUUUAGGUUUUAUUAAGUAAUCUAUUAUCUCUGGAGUUCAUAAAGGUAUGAUACUUUCAUGAAAUGGAAUAGAACAGUGUACCAGUGACCUCUUAAUUACAAUUUUAUUUGACUGCAAAAUUUCUUCCUCCUCUAUGAGGAGAUGAUGUCUGCUUUAAGCUGUAAUGUUUUGCCAUGUUGCAAAAAGCCAUAAUAAUAAUGUAUUAAAAAGCUUUUUUCUUUUGAACUUUAUGUUAACCUGGUUUGUCUGUCCAGUGACAACAGAUCUUAUAACUGUGACAGUCUCCUUAUGAGGGUCUGUCAUUAUUUGAUAGAAUGUCUUCUACAAAGCUGCAUUCAUAUUGCAAUUCAAAUUAGGAAGUCAUCCCAGAAGAUUCAUCUCAUAUUGACCUAUUUUCAGUGGAACUGCAGUAUAUUUUAUUCAUUAAUUACAUUAGUACUUCCUAAUUUAUCAAUCAGUUCUCUGCUUCUACUGUAAAUGUCUUGUGUCAUUUCUGAAUCAUGUACUGCUUACUUUCUUCCAUUCUCCACUACAUAGUUUCUUUGUUUGCAUUUCAUUUUGAUUUUUUUUUUUCCUUAAGGAAAGAAAGCAUUCCACUUGGUUCACAUUUGAAAAGGCCCCUUUCCCAAAGGUAGUCAAUUCUUUCAGGGCAGUUUGUGAACAGAGUUUGACUCGGUGCAAUAUACUGUUGUUUUGUCUGUUCAUGAUUGAUUAAGGAAAAUCUAACUCAAGAGCAUAGUAUAUUUAGUAUGAUAGCAUUCAACAUAAAGACCUCAAGUUAGAAUCACUUCUUCCAGGGAUGGGCAUGCUCACUCCCCCAUAAUUUGAUCAUUGGAAAUGAAGAUGAUUCUAAACCUUGUGGGUGAUGCCUUAUAUCAUCACAAACGUACUUUACGUGAAAGAGCUAGUAUCACAAUGCAUAUGUUAAGGUACAAAGACUUUGACUACCUAAAUUCUCUAUCUACUGUGGUCAAAAAGUCAGUGCAACCCCAUGGACUAUGCUGAUAGAUAUAUUUCUUUGCAUUUAUAGCUUUAAAACUAUAUCAACAUUCUUAUAUGAUUCAAUUUACAUUUUGUUUUGUUUUAUUUUGUUUCUGUUUUUGUUUUUGUUUUUGUUUUUCGAGGUGGAGUUUCACUCUAGCCCAGGCUGACCUGGAAUUCACUAUGUAGUCUCAGGGUAGCCUCAAACUUCUGGUGAUCCUCCUACCUCUGCCUCCUGAGUGCUGAGAUUAAAGGUGUGCACCACCACUCCCAGCUCCAAUUUACAUUUUUUGAGACACUUACUUUCUUAGAUCUCAAUACAGUAGUAUCUUUUUCAGCUUUUGGAAGAGCUUUGAAAGAUUUCCUUUGAUAUGACCACCAUUAUGUGGCCUUUUUUAUUUUCAAAGUACAGUACUCUAUGUCUAAAGUAAAAAAGUAAACUCACCAAAUGAAAAAGAUCCCUCCAAGCUUCAUUAUGGCCAGGUCAAUAUGUCUCCACAACCCAGAGUGACUCUUAUCUUCAGCUGGUCUAAUGAAAUUGACAAGAGUCUUUUUACCCAAAAACACUUAGGCAAAAUGUAAAGAGAUUACUGCCAUAUGUUUAGACGAUGAUUUUCCCAUGAAUGUCCUUGGACUAUAUAAAUCAAUUAUUUUCUUUGCAUUUUAGUUGAAGGAGCACAAAUCUGAUAACUAUUUUAUCGGUAGAUAGAGUAUUAAACAUCUACUGGUGUGUGUGUAGACCACACUAAUGAGCCUCUUGUACCCUAGGAUAAGACAAGAUGCUGUCUGACAUGUUGCUCUGCCAAUGGCAAAAAGUUUUUUCAGUUGUAAAACUUGGUUUUAUCAACAUUAAGUCCCAAAACACCAAAAAUGUAAACAAGAUGAGAGAUUAAAAAUAUAGUGAUAUAACCUAACAAUUUUAUAUUUUAUGUUAUUUUUAAAAACUGAAGUGUCUAUUCAUUUUCAACAAAACUGUGCAGUUGAAUUUACCUAUGUAUCCACGUCCUUAAAGAAGAGAAAUUUAAGCAGCACUUAAUUUUGUUUAUGCAAUAUAUUUUGAUAUACUUCAUGCAAUUACUAUUACACAUUUAAGUCAUAUUCCAAUUUAUAGAAUUCAAUGACUUCAUUGUUGUGACUUUAUCAUGUGUAUUACUUUAAAUUGAUUUUUAUUAGUUCACAAAUCCAUUCUGUCAUUUCCAACUUUAUAU